Brassica napus (rape) is the source of this 5743-nucleotide messenger RNA. RefSeq names its product snRNA-activating protein complex subunit 4-like. The transcript is spliced from 7 exons. Lineage: Eukaryota; Viridiplantae; Streptophyta; Magnoliopsida; Brassicales; Brassicaceae. The record is from RefSeq and is a predicted model, not a curated record. The coding region runs from base 3288 to 5573 and encodes 761 amino acids.
AAAGAACAGCUAUUAACUUUUGACCUCGUGGAAGCACUGUAGCCUAAUGGUUAAGGUUUAAAGGCUUCUACACCCAGGUUUGGGGUUCGAAUCCCAGACUAUGCCCUCAAACUAUGCAAUUUAUUGCAGAAUACACGAAAUCCAGGUUUCAAGUCCCGGAGAGAGCGAUUUAUUACUGCAUACUACGGAAGAAGGCUUCCAAGGGAUCUUUAACAUGGUGCAAGUAAAUCCAGUAAUGCGUGGAUCUUCAUAGGACGGCUCAGGUGAUGUAGUUAGGCGUAGAUCCUCAUAAGGCAGGUAGUAUUGUUGGUUGUCAAAUCGUCUAUGUAGUAUUUCUCUUAAUUGUAAUGCCAUAAUAAAUCAACGUUAAAAAAAAAAUUUUGACCUUGGCUUUUGUCAAUCAUCAUAGGCUCAUAGCUUUUCAUCUUAUAAUUUUUCCAUCUCUAGCGUGUUCAGACUUAAGAGUACACACAAAAAAUAAGAUGAUGACUACAUAACCUGACAUAUUUCUAUUUGUUUCAUGAACUAUUCUUGUUUUGGACAUCAUCAAUCAUGUCUGCUUUUGGAAGGGUACCUUCAAUGGUCCUCUCGGUAUUAAGUACGACAUGUUCUUUUGAUUUAGUCAGACGAUCCAAACCAUGUGAACUUCCCCAUCUACGAAGAAACAAAGCAGUUGAUGGCUUCAUCAAUUUUUAGAAACCCUAUAUCAAGGUAGAGAGCAAUCAAUCAACCUUAUAAAUGCCAUGUAAAAUGCCUCUUUUCGUGGAAGCUUAAGCUCAUAUUCUAAUGGAGCAAAUAUAGCUUCAAUUGGAGGCAUUUCAUCAUCAUAUUUUUCUGCAGCAAGGAUCUUUCUUAAGGUGGAUUCCUUAGCAAACUGAGCAACCAUUGAUGCCCUCUCCUCAUUGAUUUUCUUGAUUUAUAGAUUCCGCAACACAGUUCUUAUGCAUAAACAAAAGAUACUGUCUACAAAGCUCUGACAAAUUAAAACAUAAAAGUGAAGAACACAUGAUGUAAUAAUUGAUCCAAAACUAAGUGGCAGUAAAAUUCUGAAUGUAAUAACUGAUCCAUAAACUAAGUGGCAGUAAAAAUUCUUAACGCUAAUGCAUAAUAUUCACGGCAUAAAUACACCUGAACACUUUCAUGAUAAUUGGCUUGUUUUUAACUAACAAAAAGUUAAAAACUUAAAAUUUUGGGUGAACGGAAAAAAUAAACUGACAUAUGAAACUGAACUUCCUUUAAUGAACACAAACACAAAACAGAAAAACAGACAACACAAAUAACAACAAACCUUUUCAAGAUCUUUCUCUCUAUGUCUCUCAGACAAACUUUAACGAUUUAAGUUCAGUGUGUGGUUUCCCAAACUCUCAAAUCAAUAUCAGCAUCACAAUAAGGCGAAAAAACUAAUAAAUCAAGCCAAUACCAACAACAAAAAAAAAGCAAGAAAAUUAAAAUCAAAUCGACACAUAAACAACUAUAGAUUGUCGUUGUAUAAUCUAUUAAGCUCCACUUUCACUGUAUCUGAACCAUGAAGCAGAGUGAUGAAGUUCCAGAUGCACAGACUCAUAUAUGCAAAGUUCCAGUCAUCUUUUUAGACUCUAUGAGAUGAUAUAUAGUACUUACAAACAUAUAUAGCUUCUGAGAAAAAAAUGAAAACACCAUAUUAGCAAACCAAUAAGAGACCUUUUUGAAAAAGAAAACUAUUGCAAAAUAUGCAUGUCAAAUUUUCCGAUUAUUUGAUUGUAUUACCCAAAAUCACAUUGCUUUACCGUAUAGAUGUAUCAAUAGCUCAACAGCCAGUUAUGAUUUCUAGAAGCAACGCCCCAAACACAACCACAUUGGUCUUCACUAGCUGGUCCAUUCAUAAAGAACUCGAAGCUAGAUAUCUGAAAAAAUAACGAAGGUUACAAUUCACAACAACAAAAACGACAUUUGGAUUCUCAACAUUUAACUCUAAGAAAAAUCAAAACGUGUAAUUUUUUAAAAAAGGAGACAAACGAAAAAAAGGCAAAUCUAUGUCUCAAAAUAAACGUCUCGCUUCUCUCUAGGUUAAAAAAAAGAAAGAAAAAAAGAAAGAAAAAUAGCACCUCUUUUUUCCGCUACUCCUCUUCUCCAUCUCAUUGUUCACCUCUGUACCCUCUUCACCAGCAAGGGUGGAGUUCAGUUGAGGUUGUCUCCAUUAUCAGAUCCGGUGGUUCUGAAGCGUGCUUGGCGGUGUCGGUGGGGUUAGAGGACGAUCCUUCUCUCUGCUAGUUUUGUAUCUGUAUCCAUUAACUCGCCCUCUUGUGGUCCAAAUUCGACAUCUCUGAAGAACACCACUUCAUCAGCUCUGGGGGAGGAGACAACGGCCUUGCCGUUUGGUUUCUUUGACUUAGGAUCGUAGGAGACAGAUCUGGCGGAGGAAGCACAAGUUUUGGCGGAGGAGUCGGAGUGGAGAACCGCCUUGCCGUUUGGUUUCUUCGACGUAGGAUCGCUGGAGACAGCUUUGGUGGAGGAGACACCGGUUUUGCCAGUAUGUUUGAUUGGUGGGGAUUUGCCAUCGGGUUUUAUCGCGGAUUCGGCUUCUUAAGAGGAUUCUCUCGAUUUUGAUUGGAACCAAGAAAUGGUGAAGAGAUAGACAAUUUUGUGAUAAAUGGAUCUGGAGAAAAAAUGGUUAUGAAGAAAUUCAUAGGGAAAAGGUGAAAGGAAGACAUAAAUGGAGGCUUGAUUACACACAGAUGAAUCGUGUGUCGUUUGAUCGACAAUCCGUUAGAGAAUUGGAAACGACGAAGAACAACACACAAAAGGAUCUGGAAUUCAUCUUCUCACGUUUCUAGGGUUUUCUCUCUCAUUGGGCUAAACGGGCCAAAUAAAUUCAAGUUAACAGAUCAAAAAAUUAUUAGAAGCCCAACACAAAAAUGGUCUGUGACAUGGCCAAAAGAAAAAAAAUUAUUGGCUGAUUUUUUAGUCCUACGUAGACAGUCAAUCUGAGGCUUUCGUUUCCCUUUUAUUACUAGUUUGAUACUAAUCUUUGGAAAUACGACUAUCUGAUAUAAACCUUCUGCUUGCUUUUUGGUCAGAAAAAUUGUAGUAUGUAUUUGGUUUGGAGUAUAUUAUGAUACGAAUGUGUGGGGCUUAAGCCCAUUAUAGAAAACUCGAAAUAUCCGACGCAACUCAUUAGUUUUUUUUUUUAUUACCCGCCAUAUAAAACCCUAAUUCAAUUUUCAGCUCAAGGAAGAAAACCUUGAUCGUUCUCCUUCUUCUCCUACACGGUUGCCCUGUAGACUUGUUCUUUUGAUUUCUUUAACGCGAUGGAUCGCGAAAUCAUGUACGACUCUGAUGACAACGAUAUCGGGGAAGAUCUAGAUGACUUAAGACGCGCGUGUAUCGUCUCCGAUUCCAAUUCCAAUUCUGGCGGAGUGUUGCAGUCGGAUUCUGAAAACGAAGAGGAUUUCGAGAUGCUUCGAAGCGUCAAAACCCAAUUAGCUUCGUCGCCGGAUCAUCCGAUGGGUUUAUCAUCACUGCCCUCUGAUUCAGACAGUGAAGAAGACUUCAAGAUGCUUCGGAGUCUUAAGAGACAAUUGGCACUUCCCAUGGACCAAGAAGACGAAGAUGAUGAAACCCUUUUCGCUAUUUGCAAGCGAUUCUCUUCUUAUGAAAACUCAGGUGUGGAAAGAACUUUGAUGAAUGAGUCUUCUCCCAAGCAGGUACAUGCCUCGUGUAAUGAACCUUCAAGCGAAAUAUUGAGUAGGUCUAAUACUUGUGAAAGCUUUUCAGAGGUUGUAGAAGCUUCCGUCGAGCCUCAUCUUACCCUAGCUUCUGCGAGUUCAAGUACUUUCCCUGAAUCAGCACAAGCGUUUGUCGACGCGAUCAGGAAGAACAGGUCGUAUCAGAAGUUUCUUCGAAGGAAACUGGGAGAAAUCGAAGCGACGAUUGAGAAGAACGAGAAGCUUCAGAAAGACGUUAAGAUUAUUGAUGGUUUCACGGUUUCUUGCAAGAGAAGGAUGAAGCAACAGGCGUUUUCUCAGGGUAAAGAUCCACGUUUCGAACUAAUCUCAAUACGAAGGCCUAGGACUCAUGAUAGCUCUGAGGGUACUGGUGAAAAGACAUCUCCUUUGACGUUGGGUCCAUUAGAAAAUCCUUGUGUUGCAAGUUAUAGGAUGGCACUAGAGGAGUAUCCAGUUACAGUGUGUCGCACGAAUUGGUCUGCUAAGGAGAACGAAGAUCUUGCGAAAGGUCUCAGACAACAGCUUCAAGAAACACUCAUUCGUGAAGCUACUGAACGGUCCAGUGAUUUGGAAGGAUGUUCAGAUGAUAUAGACAGCAUUCUUGAAUCGGUAAGUAAUCUUGAGAUCACACCAGAAAUGAUUAGGCAGUUUCUACCGAAAGUUAAUUGGGAUCAAUUAGAUAUCAAGAACCGUUCUGCUGCAGAAUGUGAAGCCCGGUGGAUGAGCUCGGAAGAUCCGUUGAUCAACCAAGGUCCCUGGACUGCAGCAGAGGACGAUUACAUACGCUUAAUUACCCAAAACAAGAGUGUUACAGAUUGGCUUGACGUUGCUGUAUCUCUAGGAACAAAUAGGAACCCGUUUCAAUGUUUGGCUAGAUAUCAGAGAAGCUUGAAUACAGACAUACUGAGAAGAGAGUGGACUCCAGAAGAAGAUGACCAACUCCGUACCGCAGUAGGCUUGUUUGGCGAGAAAGACUGGCAAUCUGUUGCUAAUGAAAUAGAAGGAAGAACUGGAACUCAGUGCUCUAACAGAUGGAAUAAGUCGCUUGUCCCAAGCAGGAAAAGGGUAGGGAAAUCAAAUUCAAAGGAAGCCAAGUGGAGCUCAGAGGAAGACAAGCGUCUGAGAGUAGCUUUGACAUUCUUUGGAGCUAAAAAUUAUAAUAAAAUUGCUCAGUUUGUUCCUGGACGGACGCAGUCUCAGUGUCGAGCGAGAUGGAAAGAUUCUUUAGAUCCCAGACUAAACUUUGGGAGCUGGACCGAGGAAGAGGUUACAAAGUACAAUGAAGCAGUUAAAGAACAUGGAGAUAGUAACUGGUCCAAAGUCGCUGCACAUGUGUAUUCUCGUACUAGCAAGCAGUGCUCCAGGAGAUGGGAGACUUUGAACCCUCACCUGAAGCUUCUUAAACGGGAAGCUAUGAGGUUGAGAAGAGAAGCUACCAUUGGUAAUUUUGUUGAUCGGGAAUCAGAGCGUCCUCUUCUUGUUGCAAGCGAUUUUUUGGCACUAGCUGAGAGAUCUUUCGAGUCAGAACCCGUUCUGAAGAAGAAACGCAAAACAAGACAGAAGAAGGCAGAUGCAGAGGGCGAGAGUGAAGCAGUUUGUGCUGAUACAGAGAGACAACCAAAGAGGCGGAGAAAAGGAUUAGAGAGAUGCUCAGGAGAUGUAUGUAGACAAGAGAAUGGGACUGAAGAGACUGGAAAGGAGAAGAAACAAAGACGAAAACGCAAAGCUGUUGCAGGAACAUCAUCAGAUAACAGCACUGUGACCACCAACUCCAACUGCUCUCAUGUAAAAGUUGGUAUAGAGAAGCUUAAGCCUAGGAGGAAAGUAUCUGCAGUAGUUCCUAUCGAGAAUCAAGAUGCACCAAAUUAAGAUUUUUCCUUUGAUGCUCUUGAAAAUUUUGUAUGUAAUACUAAGUCCAAUCAAAUUAUUAAUAGAAAGAGUAAUGAGUGGUACAUGUGCAUUCGUAUAAUCAAAGCUUACAAGCUGUUUGAUAGUUUAGAUCAAUUUGCAUUCCUACAGAACAUAUAAGACAAUACAAA